Molecule: messenger RNA, 3436 nt
Organism: Pteropus alecto (black flying fox)
Lineage: Eukaryota; Metazoa; Chordata; Mammalia; Chiroptera; Pteropodidae
Gene: VSIG10L
Product: V-set and immunoglobulin domain containing 10 like
Source: RefSeq, a predicted model, not a curated record
AUGGCAGGACAUUCGAAGACCGCUUCCCCACCGGUCCCUCCAUCAGCAGCCCCCCAACACUCCCUCCUCUCCCCUGCAGCCUCUGGAGGAGGGGUCGCCACCCUCAGAGCCACUCCCGGAGUUCAGCGAGCCAAUUUCACCUCUGACUCAGGAAGCUCUUCCCAGGGCCAGGGCGCGAAUGUCCCCUCCACCAACCCCCCGGGCUGGAAAUAUCCGGAUCAAUCUCCAGGUUCAAAACCCACAACGGAAACCCCCCAUUCCAAAUGGUUUCCUGAGGCCCCGGAUUUGAACGACGUGCUUGGGUCCUGGGCAAAUGCCUCUGCGGGGGACGGACAGUUGGUCUCGGACCCCGCCUCCUCUGGGGGCCCGGGUCCCCAAGUGUUUCCCGAUAUCUCGGUUUCUCCGGUUCCUGCCCAGGACACAGAACCCCUCUUCCCUGUUAAAACCCCAGCUUCGAACGUUUCUACUCAAGUCCCUGGUAGUGAGGUGUCCGUGGAGGAUCCAGGGUCACAGUUUUCCCCCGGGGAUCCAGACUUUAAAUUCUCCACCCACGGACCCGACCCCAAAGUCCCCGCGGAAGCCCUCCCAAGGCCCAGCUUCCCCCAGCAAGUGGGGGGGCCUCUCGCCGUGCUGGUGGGGACUACCAUCCAGCUCCCCCUGGUUCCAGUCCCCAGCCCUGGGCCCCCUGCCCCUCUGGUGGUCUGGCGCCGCGGCUCCAAGGUGCUGGCAGCGGGGGGCCUGGGGCCGGAGGCUCCUCUGAUCAGCCUGGACCCCGCUCACAGAGACCGCCUGCGAUUUGACCAGGCGGGAGGGGGUCUGGAGCUCGCCUCUGCCCGGCUGGAAGACGCUGGGGUCUACACGGCCGAGGUCAUCCGGGCCGGCGUCUCCCGGCAGAUUCAGGAGUUCACGGUGGGCGUAUACGAGCCCCUGCCCCAGCUGUCGGUGCAGCCCGAAGCUCCGGAGACAGAGGAGGGGGCUGUCGAGCUCCGGCUGCGCUGCUUGGGGUGGGCGCCGGGGCGCGGGGAGCUGAGCUGGAGUCGCGACGGACGCGCCCUGGAGGCGGGGGACCCGGAGGGAGCGGCCGCUCAGGGCGACCAGCUGCUCAUCGCGCGCCCCGUGCGCAGCGACCACGCCCGGUACACUUGUCGCGUCCGCAGCCCCUUCGGACACACGGAGGCCGCGGCUGACGUCAGCGUCUUCUACGGCCCGGAUCCUCCGGUCAUCAAGAUCUCCUCGGACCGCGACGCCGACCCCGCCCUCUAUGUCACCGCGGGCAGCAACGUGACUCUGAAGAGCGCAGGGAAGGCGGAGUUUCCUUGUAAAAGAGGAGGGGACACCCACGAGAAAGAGUGGAAGCGACCCAGCGCUGGGUCACCCGGAGAAGGGGCGGGGCUAAGUGAGGAAGGGGUUGGGUGAAUGCGUGGUGAGACCCGGCUAGAGGGGAGAUGGCAGUGAAGCUGACCUCUCGUUCUCUCUGUCCUCUCCACAGAUCUGCCCCCCGGGUCCCCACAGUGCUCCAUUGAAGGGGGCCCGGGGGACCGCAGCCUCCGCUUCCGUUGCUGGUGGCCUGGCGGGUCCCCUGCCGCCUCCCUGCUGUUCCAGGGUCUCCCCGAAGGCGUCCGCGCGGGGCCGAUGCACUCUGUGCUCCUGGCGGUUGUCCCCGCCCACCCUCGGCUCAGCGGCGUCCCCGUCACGUGCCUUGCUCGCCACCUGGUGACCACGCGCACUUGCACUGUUACCCCAGAGGCCCCUCGAGAGGUGCUACUGCAUCCGACGGUGGAGGAGACACAGUCAGGGGAGGCAGAGGUGGCGCUGGAGGCCUCUGGCUGUCGGCCACCUUCCAGAGCGUCCUGGGCCCGGGAAGGGCGGCCCCUGGCCACUGGAGGUGGGGGCCGGCUGCGGCUCAGCCAGGACGGGCAGACUCUACUCAUUGGCAACUUCAGCCUGGACUGGGACCUGGGAAAUUACUCCGUGUUGUGCAGUGGGGCGCUGGGUGCUGGGGGCGACCACAUCACUCUCUCUGGACCCUCUAUCUCCUCGUGGAGGUUGCAGAGAGCCCAGGAUGCAGCAGUGCUGACUUGGGAUGUGGAGCGCGGGGCCCUGAUCAGCGGUUUUGAGAUCCAGGCUCGGCCGGAGGGGCCUGAGCAGGGCAGAGCCAACACUUACAGGGACUGGGUCUCCCUGCUCGUCCUGGGGCCUCGGGAGCGAUCUGCUGUGGUGCCCCUCCCUCCUCGGAACCCCGGGACGUGGGCCUUGCGCGUCCUGCCCACUCUGGGGCGUCAGCCGGGGACGCCCUCAUCAAGCCGAGUGUACAGAGCCGGCCCCACCCUGGGCCCCGGGGCCAUCGCCGGCAUCGUCCUGGGCUCCCUCCUAGGCUUGGCACUCCUGGCAGGACUUAUCCUUCUGUGCAUCUGCUGCCUGCGCCAUUUUCGGGGAGAGACUCUCAAGAAAAAGAAGCAUCUCCCCGCCUUUUUCCCUGUGGUCCCCCCACCAGAAAAGAAGUCGCAGAGUGUGGCCCCAGAGCAGGCCCCACCGCCUCUGCCCCUCAAAGUCCCGCCGGAGGACCCCAGCCCAACCAGAGCCCACCAAGCCACCAGCCCCAGUCCAGUCGUCUCUCCAGGUGGGGGCCCGAAAACUGUUCGAUCAGCCACACAGGUGUGACCGAGGCUAAUGGCCUGCUCCGCACGGGAAUUUCUGGGUGGGACUUCCUGUUUCGCCCCAGCAGCAUGCAGGGCCUUCCCGUCCUGCUGUGACUGAAGGUUGGACCCCAAAAGUGGGACUUUCUGUCUUACUCUCUCACCUUGGAAGACUCCACCUGUGUUUGCAUAAGGAAAUGAGACUCCUGGGCUGGGGGCAGACGCCCGCCUGUGGGUCGUGGAUCGUGGAUCUCACAGUGUGGUUUGCAAACCACCCAGCAGGCGAGAUAUGCAGGCCGUGCAGCAGACAGGUGGGGCUUGGGCCCCGAGCAUCUCCGAAAAGGCCUCCGACAUCCGCUUUUGCCUCCUCCAGGCCGCACCCGACCAGUUUCCAGCGUCUUCAUCAUAAAACGGAUCAGAUCACAUGUCCCUCUUCUCUUUAAACUCUUCCGUGGCUUCCCAUUGUCAUUCAGAUACCGUCCAGACUCAUCAUGACCUUCGAGCCUAGUGCUCCGGCCUCCAUCAGCCUCUCUGACUCCCCUUCCAGUACGCGCCCCCACCCCGCUCUAGAAGCAAAGGCUUUCUCUCUGCCAUACUUUAUUCUCCCUUCAGGCCUUUGCCUCUAGAGUGUCCCUCGCCUGGAGCACGGCUCUUUCCCCUGUGUCGUUUAUUUCCCGAGUGUAAAAGUGACCCUCACCAUCUUAGAAGACCCUCCUUCAACCCCUGCCUUGGUCAUGGGUUAAGUCCUAGCGACCCUGAACCUUCUGCUUCACAUCUGUAAAUAAAUCAUUACUUGUUUA